Aedes albopictus (Asian tiger mosquito) is the source of this 552-nucleotide messenger RNA. RefSeq lists its product as uncharacterized. The record is from RefSeq and is a predicted model, not a curated record. Bases 1 to 552 code for a protein of 183 amino acids. The transcript has a single exon. NCBI's taxonomy places the organism in Eukaryota, Metazoa, Arthropoda, Insecta, Diptera, Culicidae.
AUGUGGUACAUCGCGGUAUUCAGCGGUCUGCUUGUCCUCAUCACCUCAACGAUUGCUUCCACGAUUCGCGUUGAACUAGAUCGUUUUGAACAGCUGAAGGGAUUCGAGUUGGCCAACGCUACCGGGAUCCGUGUUCGUAAAUUCAACCGGACCACUUCCGUCUUGGACGGCUCGGGCGUACUGUUCAAAGACUGUGGAAAUGAUUACGCGUUUACUUUGACCGUGGCUCACAGCCGGCUGGGCAACAACCAGUUCAACGAGUAUCCGCUGAAAAUUUCCAAGGCCAAGACGUGCGACAUCCUGAACGGACCGUACAAGGAGUAUCAGCACCUGUUCAAGAACUACAGCAACCUUCCGCAAGUGGGGAAUGAGAGGGUUUGUCCGUUUCCACGGGGCCACUACUGGGUGAAGAACUGGGCCCCCGCUAGCGACUGGGUGCCACCGGUAGUUCCUGCCGGUUACUGGCGAUUCACCGGCGAUGUGUUUAACCCGCAGGACGAACUGGAGCUGCGAUUGGUCGGAUAUCUUCGUAUCAUAAAGGAUUUGGUUUAA